AUGCCACCGACACCACAUACAUACGGUGGUGACACGAUCAACCUUAAACAGCUCGCUACGUUACUCGCUUACUUUGAUGCCGUUGACCGUGGGACGACGAGAAAUCCCCUCGACGACAAGGCCUACCACUCUCUCUAUGAGGCCCUGUUCAGCUGUGCUCUCCUAGAGAAGGAGACCUACUUCAGCACCAGAAAGUCACCGCAAUCUGCUGCAAGGCUAGGAAAGUGUGCCCAGGCUCUGCGGACGGCCGUCCGCCAUGGGGCGGCCAAGGUCAAGCGCAAGACGGGCAAGGCUCUUGUCGACCACAUCACGCAGAUUCUCCCGGGACCCGAAGACGGCUACAUCGCUCCUCUGCUCACUGACUACGUCAAAGCCCUCAGUACCUUUCUCGACUUCCCGGCCAAUGUCGAGAACCUUGCCAUAAGCGACUCCUGGGACACAUGCGUCGACUUUUGCAUCGACGCCCUGUCCCGCUACCUCGAAGCUGGGGACCGGGACCGGGACAGCGGGUUUUCAUCUCGCGCCUCUCCGGCGCCGGGCGCGACCACACGGUCCGGCUCUGUUGCGCUAUCGCAGGGGUCCGGUCAAAUCGGAGGCCAGGUCGCGAUCGAGUUCCUGACAUGCGUCAACCUGCUCGUAAGCGCCCCAAACGCCCCAGUGUCGAGAAAGGCGGACAGAAUCUCGAACGUUGUGCUCCACAUUCUUCAACUCCGGCAGAUGAAGAUUGGCGAGCUCCAGAAGGUAGCCUUCUCGAUCUGCAACCUCGUUCUCCAACGCAUCCAGGCCGAAGACGUCACGCUGUCCAAAAGGCUGGUCAUCAGUCUAGUCCCCCUGGUUUCGUAUUGGUGGCAGCCCCGUGCAUUGUCACGAGACGCUCUGCUCAACUCUGUCCGCGACGAGAUGCUCAAGACGAUAUAUGGCAUUCACGUAUACAUCGAGGGCUUGCUUCGAGAAGCCGUCGGCGAGACCUUUCUCCAGGAUGUCGAGGACUUGUUAGAAUCUCUGUGGUCCGACUACUCCAAACGGGAGGACCGCGCCCGGCUUCAGCUGGACGACGUGACCUUCACGAGCAUGCGGUUACCCACAGAUCACCCAUCCACCGCCGUGUUUAGUCUCCGUCCGUAUAACCAGGCGGGCGAGCAGAACUGGGCCCUUCUCGAACUUCUUGCCGUCCUGGAAGCCGCAUACUCGCGGUACUCCCAGCGAGAACACAGUCAGCAGAACCCCGAUCAUGGCCAGGCCCGGAAGAGACGUCGCGUCGCCGGCAGUUCUAACAGGAUGCUCCAAAAGCUCAAAUCACUGGAUCCUGCCGUCCGUCUCUCCGCUCUGCAGCUCUUGCCGUUCCUCCUCAAACAGCAGGAGCCUUCACUCGAGGAUAUUGUUGAGACCAUAGCGGAAUUAUCAAAGUCCGUUACGGCGAAAGAAGGCGCAGUGGCGUCUUGGGCGAUGAUUGCCUGUUCCGGACAGCUCUGGCACCUCGGUGUACGGGCCUUGUCUCUACCCCCCGUUAGCCGUGCUGCGUGCGUCCUCCUCAAUUCGAUUUUGAAGGCGAGACUCGUGCCCAGGCACGAGCUCGCAGACGACGUCAACCAGAUCGUCACGACCGCCGACAUCAGCGGUCCGUCAGUCCUGGUCGAUUCAUCCCUCAAUCUCAUGCUCACCCUGCUUCGCCUUCGCAACAACAUGUUCCCCAACGCAACCGAAUUGACAUACGCCUCCUUUCACGCCAAGCACGCAACACCGUAUGACAUCAGCAAUCUCCUCAAGGCAUGCUAUGGGGCUCCAGCUUUCGCCAUGCCAGCGCCUCUCCAGUUGUUUGGCGGGCCCAUUGCCCAGUUCUGGAAGAGCCAAGCAGAAAUCCAUCACUUUGUCCGGUACCUGCUCCUCCUGGAUCAGGAGGACGCGGCUCCCCCAACUGGCCCGACGAGCUCGGCCGAGGAGCAGCUGGCUGAUGCCCCUCAGGUUACCGAUCCAUCCGGGUCGCAUGCAGCAAGACGGGUGGCACUCGAGUUGCUCUACCCAAAGAUCGAAGAGCUGCAUCAACUGGCGGAGUCAUGGCAGAAGCGGGGGGGAGAAGGCGCAAUGCCCGUUUCUACCGAGCGGCUGCAGAGCAUUGUUCUUGCGUGCCUUACUGGAGCUCUCCUGCUUCCUGAACUCGCCAACCUGAAUUCAUCCGCGUCCAGGGAUCUCGAAACCACUCUGUUCGGCAUUGUUGAUGCCACCCUCAAAGUGAUCCUGAACGCCGCCCCGGGAGAGAAUCUCUUCGACAUGGUUCUAAUGUUGUCGGCCCCCUACAUCCCCCCAAUUACAGAGAAGGAGCUGGUUUCGUUGAAGAGAGACAGGCCGCAUCUGCUCAAGUUUUUCGGGAAACUUUCCGAAGCGCUACAAGAAAGCUCCCGCCGAGAAGCCUCCUUGCGAAACCCCGAUACCGUCGAUAUUGACGACGAUUUUGAAUCCCAAACAAGUCAAAACAGCUCAUCAUCAAAGAACAGAACCCUACCGAGGAGGGAUACACUGUUGUGUCAUACACCGGAGGCUUUUUACCUGGAGACCGCUCUACGAAUCCACCUUCUCGACGCUAUACGCUUAGACGAUGGUCAGAUUGGACGCGUCCCGGAGUCCAUUGUCGAUCAGCUCGUCGAACUUCCAAAAGAGCAGUUCCUAUCCUGCCGGCUCUUCAUGAGAGAACUCUUCACUUCGGACGCCAUAACUUCCCUUGAUUCCGCUAUCAGAAUCUUGGAAACCGCAGCCCGACUGGUCAGCAGGUACGAGUUCUGGUGCUGUGAAGUGGCGUUGUGCACCUGUCUCGACACCAUGGAUAGUUUCAUCAGCAUGUGUACCGAUGAAAGCCUGGAAAUCUACGUCAUGGCGGGGGAUCUCUACCAUCACUUGGUGAAAGUCUCGCUACCCAACAACUCGCUGUCACCAGCCGCGCAAAUCCGCCUCUGCAGCUUGCUUCUGCACCUGUUGGAGGUCAAGUCAACUUACGCCUCCACCCUGAACCUGCCGUCUUGUCGAUCAACCCUCAUGAACCUUCUGCAAGAGGGGACCAUGGAUAUCAAAUACUUUAUCGGACGCCAUAUCCCCAAGAUUUUCGGGCUGUACGUUCUCAAGACGCACGACGACAUCUUUCUCGACAUUCUACACAACCUACCUUCUGAUCCAGGGCUCUUUAGACUCUUCGCGCCCCAGUUGCUGUAUACCUGGCUCGAAGAUGGCUCGAUUCAAGAGAUCCCCUUCAGCAUAUUCGGAUUCACGAGCCUCCACGAACUCCUCCAACACGCCCAAACAGAGGCUGCCGCCAUCAUGUUCAUGCGUGGACAGGAGAGGGAAGCGCUUGAGCUGGCGCAAACGCUGGGUCUGACCCCCGAACAACUGGUCCAGCAGAGCUUUACCAAGAUCAUUGCUUAUAGCAUCGCGCACGACAUAAGCGUUCCGGGUGGCGCAGACUACGUGACUGGCGAGAGCCGGCUCAGGAAAAUUCUUGGGAAGGAAGAAUUCCUCGCCAACGUCCACCUCAACUUUGCCGACAUCAUAGCCACCUUCUUUGACACGUUCGACCAGGAAGACCCCAUCGAGAAGGCGUUCCGGCGAGACGAGCGGUUUGCAUACGCCGCAAACACCAUGGAGGAGAUCAAGAAGCUCGGGCAUCUUCCUGCUGCUCUCCCUCCGAAUCAACAGCCGACGUUCAGGGCGAAGUACCUGCCGAGGGAAAUCCUUCAUCUGUGCAGCCGGACGCCAUACGAGCCCGAGACGCUUUGGACCCCUGCUCUUGUCGUCUUCGUGGCCCGAAAGCUGCUCAAUACGAUACACCCAGCGCUCGGUCCACUGCAUGCUUGUUCGGUUUUACGCAAGAUCCGUGUCCUCAUAUGUAUGGCCGGCAAUCAUGCGACGUCGGCAUAUCCCCUACAGAUGCUGCUUCAUUCCCUGCGAGCGUUUGUGGUUGACCCCGAGUGCGCCUAUGAUGCUCUGGGUGUCACUCAAUACCUCAUCAUGAAAGGAGACCAUCAUCUCAGGCAAACUCCGUCAUUCCUUGCCGGCUAUGCCCUCUCUAUUCUAGCGGACCUUCGCGUCUUCCUCGAGUCAAGCCAGUCGAGCACGACUCAGGAGAGCCAGUUCAAAGCGACCAUGACAAAGGCCCAGCUUUUCCACUCGUGGUUCUCCAAAUACCUAGCCAGCUAUGAUUCUCCUGCUUUCCAGGACGAAGCUCAGAAGCUCGCCUUCAAGUCCAUAACGCAGUCCGCUGCUCAGAUUCGAGCUUCGGGCAAUGCGGAAAAGGGAACCCACGAGAGCAACCUGCUCCUAGAGAUCCUGGAAGAUUGGGAUCGCGAGAACCGGCUCCUAAACGAGCCAGCACGAGAUGUCGCUUUAUCCAUGCUUUGCGGGGUCUUCAAGGUUCCGCCAUCCCGUCGGCUCGAUGUCAUCGACACUGACGACGGCGCAUUGAGCCACGCCGCCGUAGUGUGGAAGAGCUGCGCCUCGCAGCGAUUGAGCGGGGAGUACCUCGCCUGGGCCGGGCGGGUUCUCGGCCGCUCGUUUGCGGCAUCCGGCGAGGUUCCAGACGAGCUCUUGCGCGAGUCUCGUCUCAAGGAGUACCGCCGGCUUUCGUUGGACAUUGGCGGGUCGGAAGAGGGGUUGUUGAACCUGAUCGAGGCGCUCACCGUCAGCGGCGACUGCUUCACGGCCGGCCUGGCCGAGGCUGCUUUGCGUACCGUUGUCUCGGACGCCGUGAGCGACGACAACCACGACCUUCUCGGCGCUUGCCAGCAGAGUCUUGCCGAGCCGCUGCUGAUUUCGUCCAACUGGGAUCCUUAUCGGACACCCAAGUCCGAUGAGUACAAGUCAGUGCCCGAAAUUGUGACAUUGAGGGUGCUUCCGCCCAUCCUUAGCAAGGUAAAGGGAUUUGCGGAGCGAGCCUUUCCCUUUGUUGUUCAUCUCGUUUUGACCUACCAACUGGACAAACAACAAGGAGUCAAGCGACGACUCUCAGCGGCGCUUGAAGAGUGGUUGAACUCGACGUCUGAUUCGGCCAAGGAGAACUUGAAGCUACUCAUCAAUACUAUCCUCUAUCUGAGGACCCAACCUCUGCCAGGAGAAACCUCGAUCGCGGACCGGAGUCACUGGCUGGAAGUCAACUUGUCUAGCGCAGCUGCUGCUGCCACGAGGUGUGGCAUGUUCAAGGUCGCUCUCUUGUUUGUCGAGCUAGCCAGCUCCGAGUCAUCCAGGGGCUCACGGCGAUCCUCUGCACUCAGGGCUGAAGACUCCAGCGAGGUCUUGUUGGAAAUAUUCGAAAACAUCGACGAUCCGGACGCGUAUUACGGCCUCGACCAGGAAGCCUCUCUAUCCACCGUCGUGGCUCGUCUGGAGUACGAGAACGACGGAAGCAAAAGCCUCGCCUUCCGCGGUGCGCAGUACGACAGCCACUUACGGAGCAGGGACUCGGCCGCGCGACAGGAUGGCCAAGCUCUCAUCAAAGCCCUCAGCAACCUCGGUCUCGCCGGCUUGUCAAACUCCCUUCUUCAGGCCCAGCAAAGCUUGGACGGCUCUUCCGACUCGCUAGAUGCGACGUUCACCACGGCUAGGAGGCUCGAGAUGUGGAACCUCCCCGCUCCGUCAACCAACGACAACUGGGCUGUCACGGUGUACAAGGCCUACCAGAGCAUGCAUCAAGCCCCCGACAUUGACGCUGUUAGGGCUGUUAUUCACGACGGUUUAAGGAGCACUGUUCGUCACCUCACCAGCCGCAGUCUCAACAGCUCUACAUUGCGUCACCAGCUUGGGGCACUGGCAGCGUUGGCGGAACUCGACGAUGUGCUGAAUCUUUCCGAUCAGUCUGAGCUAGAGCAGGCGCUGCAGGACUUUGAAAAGCGAUCCAAGUGGAUGAUGAGUGGAAGAUACGCCGAUGUUGGCCAGCUCCUGUCAUGCAGGGAAACAACACUGAGCAUGUGGAGCCAGCAUCACAGGCUGAGGGCGGCGAGACUGACUCCGGCAGAUGCUCGUCUUGUCCAAAUUCGUGGAAUGUUGCUCUCAUCCAAUAUUUUCCGCUUCCACCGAUCUCAUCAGGAAACUCUGAAUCUGUCGACAACGCUCACCGAUCUCAUUCGGUCGAGCGAGUCAUUGGGCCUCAGCGUCGAUGCUGCUAUCAGGAUGGAGACUGCCAACUCGUUGUGGGACCAAGGAGAGAUGAUUACUUCGAUCCGGAUGCUGCAAGCCAUCGACAAAGACUCGUCCCUGAAGAAGCAGACAGUUCCGGUUAGCCGGCCGGAUCUCCUGUCAAAGAUCGGGUACCAAGUCUCGGUUGCUAGACUGGAAAGCCCGGACAGUAUCCAAAAGAAGUAUCUCGAGCCCGCGCUCAAAGAGCUGAGGGGCAAGAUCGAGGGAAAGGAGGCCGGUCGGGUGUUCCACCAGUUCGCCGUAUUCUGUGACGAGCAGCUCCAAAAUCCCGAUAGCUUGGAAGAUCUAGCACGCCUGCAGAAUCUCAAGAAGGGCAAAGACGAAGAAGUCGAACAACUGAAGGCCCUGAUCGCCAACUCUAAGGACUCGCAGCACAAGAACCGGUACCAGAGCCAUCUUGCCAAGGCAAGACAGUGGCAAGACCUCGACCAACAGGAGCUCCGGCGAGUUGAGCAGAGUCGAUCGGAAUUCCUUCGCUUGUGCCUGGAGAAUUAUCUGCUCUCACUCGCGGCCUCGGACGAGCACAACAAUGACGCCUUGCGUUUCAUGGCCCUCUGGCUGGAGCAGUCGGAAGAGGACGUCUCAAACGAGGCUGUCAAGAAGUACAUCGGAAAAGUCCCUACCCGCAAGUUUGCGCCCCUAAUGAACCAGCUCUCAUCGCGGCUGCAGGAUCGGUCGGUUCUCUUCCAAAAGCUCUUGAUCGAUCUGGUUUACCGCAUCUGUGUCGACCACCCGUACCACGGAAUGUACCACAUCUGGUCCGGCGCCAGGACUCGCGUCAACAAGGAGGAUGAGGUGGCGGUUUCCCGCCAGAAGGCAACCGACAGGGUGGCUAAGGCGCUCACCAAGUCGGAGGCGGUGUCCAGGAUCUGGCCGGCCAUCGACCAGACGAGCAGAGCUUACCACGCUCUCGCCAUGGACCGCGAUCCUAACCGGUACAAAGCUGGACACAAGGUUGCGAUCAAGAACUCAUCAGUAGGACAAAGCUUCCUGAAUAUCCUUGCCAAGUACCCCAUACCACCGCCGACAAUGCAGAUAGAGCUGUCAGCGAGCCAGGACUACUCGCAUGUGCCGAUGAUUCACAAAUUCGAGCCGGACAUGUCCAUCGCCUCGGGCGUGAGCGCGCCCAAGAUCAUCACUGCCAUCGGCACCAAUGGCCAGCGAUUCAAACAGCUCGUCAAGGGAGGCAACGACGACCUGCGCCAGGACGCUAUCAUGGAGCAGGUCUUCGCCGCCGUCUCGGAGCUUCUCAAGCUUCACCGGACGACAAGACAGCGGAAUCUGGGCGUCAGAACGUACAAGGUGCUCCCCUUGACCUCCUCAUCCGGCCUCAUCGAGUUCGUCUCCAACACGAUCCCCCUUCACGAGUACCUCAUGCCCGCGCACGAGAGGUACUACCCCAAAGACCUCAAGGGGUCGCAAUGCCGCAAAGAGAUCUCCAACGCGCAAACCAAGACGACGGAAACCCGCAUCGCGGUAUACCGCAAAGUCACGGAGCGGUUCCACCCGGUGAUGCGCUACUUCUUCAUGGAAUACUUCCCGGACCCGGACGAAUGGUUCCACAAGCGCACCGCCUACACCCGCACGACGGCGGCCAUCUCCAUGCUGGGCCACGUGCUCGGGCUGGGCGACCGCCACGGGCACAACAUCCUGCUCGACACCAAGACGGGCGAGGUGGUGCACAUCGACCUGGGCGUCGCCUUCGAGAUGGGCCGCGUCCUGCCCGUCCCGGAGCUCGUGCCGUUCCGGCUGACGCGCGACAUCGUCGACGGCAUGGGCAUCACCAAGACCGAGGGCGUCUUCCGCCGCUGCUGCGAGUUCACCCUCGACGCCCUGCGCGAGGAGGCCGCGUCCAUCCAGACCAUCCUCGACAGCCUGCGGCACGACACCCUGUACCAGUGGUCCAUCUCGCCCGUGCGCAUGGCCAAGCUGCAGAACGCGCGCGGCGCCGGGGAAGGCGGCGGGGGCGGCGACGACGGCGGGGGCGGGGGCGAGGGCGGCGAGGACGUGAGCCGCCGGGCCGGGGGCGAGAAGAAGGCGGCAAAGUCGGUCAACGAGCCGAGCGAGGCGGAUCGCGCGAUCGAGGUGGUCAAGAAGAAGCUGAGCAGGACGUUGAGCGUCAUGGCUACGGUGAACGACCUGAUCAACCAGGCGACGAGCGUGUCGAACCUGGCGGUCUUGUAUUCCGGUUGGGCGGCCUAUGCUUGAAUGAUGUGUCGUGGGAUGGGGGGAGGACGAGCCAAAGCGUGUUAGAUAUCCUUCGGUUGCUGAAACAUACAUAUUGGCAUGGCAUGUAUGUACUCAUUUGCAUCUCCUGUCGUCUUUAAUUAAGCUCACAUGGCGGAUGUAUGCCGCUGCCGGCGAAUUUGGUACAUGUACAUACAAUGCGGAUUCUAGAGUUCUCUUCGAGUCCUAGGCAGUCAGAUACUAGGGAGCGUCUGGUUUGCUCUA
Thermothelomyces thermophilus ATCC 42464 is the source of this 8625-nucleotide messenger RNA. Its product is annotated as Serine/threonine-protein kinase tel-1-like protein. The coding region runs from base 1 to 8382 and encodes 2793 amino acids. Lineage: Eukaryota; Fungi; Ascomycota; Sordariomycetes; Sordariales; Chaetomiaceae. The record is from RefSeq and is a predicted model, not a curated record. The transcript is spliced from 9 exons. Gene Ontology annotation, biological process: DNA repair. Gene Ontology annotation, molecular function: protein serine/threonine kinase activity; protein binding.